Onthophagus taurus is the source of this 3635-nucleotide messenger RNA. NCBI's taxonomy places the organism in Eukaryota, Metazoa, Arthropoda, Insecta, Coleoptera, Scarabaeidae. The record is from RefSeq and is a predicted model, not a curated record.
AAAAAGACUAUAUACAGCAAAGAAAAGCACAAAUUUAAAAUUUCCCAGUAUAAGGUCUUCGAGUAUUCUGCUGAACACAAAACACAAAUAAGUUGCAGUUUGACAGGUAGCUUUCUCUUAUUCUAUGAUUUUGUUAUUCAGAAACGCCCCAAUGAGUGUCCUGUUCCACAAAAAGAUUUAUUAUAUGCUCAACCUUUAGCUCUUAAACAUCUAAAAUAUGAAAACGUGAUGCUACUUGCUGAGAAAUACGUCCCUAAAGCAGAUAUUGCCUACUACACUUCUCUAGUCUUAGACCAAACAUCAGGUGGUCAUGAAACAGAUGUCACCGAUGACGGUGAAUUUUCCACUUAAGAGUAAGUCUAUUCGGUUAUCCUUAAGAUAUAACCAAAAUAGUUUUGUCAGAGUUUAUUUUUAGUUCUGUUGUGACACUACUAGCAACAAAGAGGUAUGUGCAACUUUGUUUUUACUCUAUUAAUCGAACCUGCAAAGUUUGUUUAACCCCCAUUACACAAAAACAACCCAUUACUACCGCACAACACUCUUACAACAUUUUCUUAAGUUCUGUUUCUUAAGGAGGGACCCUACUCUGAAACUUUAAAAAAAUGGAAAAAAAAUUUAUUGCAUUUUUCGAUAGGUUAAAGUGUCUAGAAUAUUGCCCCGAAACCGUUUUAUGAAAUUCGAACUCAUUACAAUGUUACAGCGAGAUAUCGACGGGCAGUUCGAGGCAUGUAGAAAGAGCAUUAAACCGACUUUGAGCGGAACUAAUUCCUUUCUUAUGAUUCUUAAUGUAGGUAACCAAAUAUUUGUAGGGUACUUUUUUAUCCUAUUUAGAAGGAAAUAAAAUAAAAAGUAGGCGUUGUCAUCAGUGUUGUAACAUGGUUGAUGGUUACAGUAACCGUCACAUGGUUGAAAUAUCCACGUGCGUUUUUUCGUUUUAAAUUCGUUGUUUAUAUAAUUAAUUGUGUACGAAAUGUCUCCUCGAAGAAUCUGCCGUGAUUCAAAAGGCAACAGAGAUAAUAAACCGCGGCCGAUUAGCGUGAAACGUAAAUCUCGUCCGCUGAAUCGACAUGAAAUGGAACAGGAGACCGCGAGCACGAGUAAAUCGGCAAAGAAACUAAAAAUGAAUGAAAAAAUUGACAUUGCAGUAAACGCGAGUUUCGGAUACCGAUUGAUUAAUUUUGUUUCGGUUUUUAAUGCACUCAGUGACUUAGUGAAGUGUAAAAAAUGUGACGGUGAAGUUACAUUUUUGGAAGGCAGUAUUCGAGGUCUUGGAUUUAAGUUGAUUGUGAAAUGCAAGUCUUGUGAGCCAUCUGGUAUAGAUUCCUGCCCGUUAAUAAAUUCAAAGGCAUAUGAAAUCAAUCGCAGAAUCACAUUUGUAUUUCGAUUAUUAGGAAUGGGUUAUGCUGCGUUAGAAAAAUUUUGCGGAUUGAUGGAUUUACAAAGGAGUUUUACUGAAAAAUUCUAUAAUGACAUUAGCACCCACAUUUUUGUGGCAGCUGAAUCCAUUGCGGAGAAAUCCAUGCAAAACGCAGUGAAACUUGAAAAAGAGGCAACAGAAAAAGGUGGUUUAACAGUUUCUGGAGACGGGACAUGGCAUCGACGUGGAUUUUCAUCACUUUUUGGGCUAUCAACGUUAAUCGGAUACUAUACCGGAAAAGUGGUGGAUAUACUAGUAAAAUCAUCAUAUUGCAAACAGUGUGAAACGUGGGAAAAGGUUUCUGCGACCCCAGAGUAUGCGCUUUGGAAGGAAGAUCACAUGGACAGAUGUCAAAGCAAUCACGAAGGCUCGGCAGGAAAAAUGGAGGUUAGUGCGAUUCAAGAGAUGUUUCAACGAUCCGAGGAAAAAUAUGACGUACAAUAUCACAAUUAUAUUGGUGACGGUGAUAGCAAGACCUUUAAAGCUAUAUUAGAUUGUCAUCCGUAUGAGAAUGCUACAGUCAUGAAAAAAGAAUGCAUUGGUCACAUUCAAAAACGAAUGGGAACCCGUUUGCGAAAUUUAAAAAAGAAAACUAAAGGUCUUGGGGGCAAAGGGAAAUUGACGGACAAAUUGAUAAAUGAGUUGACAAUUUAUUAUGGAUUGGCCAUUAGACGAAACACAAACAGCUGGGAAAAAAUGAAAGACGCUACUUGGGCUACAUUUUAUCAUAAAAUUUCCACGAACGAACAUCCACAACAUCAUCUUUGUGAUUCGUCUUGGUGUUCUUGGUUACAGGCGAAAGAGAAAAAUGAACUAAAUAAUUACAAACAUCCAAACCCUUUACCUCAAAAUGUGCAAGACGCAAUUCAACCAAUUUAUGUUGACCUUACUGCCGAAGAUUUGCUGAAAAGAUGCGAAGGAGGCUUUACCCAGAACUGCAAUGAAAGUUUAAACGCGCUCAUUUGGUCAAUCGCUCCGAAGACGAAGUUCUGUGGUAAGCAUACGAUUGAUUUUGCUGCUAAUACAGCUACCAGUAUGUUUAACGAUGUAUACGACAGUAUUCUUCUAAUGAUGCAAUGCAUGAAUUUUGUUAUUGGGACAAACUGCUUCAACCUGUGCAAAAGUUUGGACGAGAAAAGGCUGAAAUAAAAAAUUACGCCAGCACUAAGGAAGCGCGACAGAAGCUAUUGGCAGCCAAAAAAGCUAACGAAGACAGCUUCCAUGAAGUCGAAGGAGAGUUGUAUGGUGCUGGGAUAGCUGAUUAAUUAAAUGUUUUGCCCGGCGGUGUCUACCAGCGAAGAGUAACAACGUCGCAAUGCUCCGCUUAAUCACUGAUUAUUAAUUGUAAUUCCAUUAUUUUAUGAUUAAAAAAUUACUUUUUUUAUAGUUUAAAUAUAGCUCUACAACGUACAAAAAAAAUUGUUUUAGUUUCGUUCAUAUUUGGGGGAGAAAAAUAUUCGUAAACUUUGCUUGUUUUUAGAGCGCUCAAGGUACGGUCCCCCCUUAACAACAUUCUUAUUCGUAUUUCAUUGUCUCCUGUAAAAUUUUACAAAUUCCAGAUACCUCUUUCUUGCAGCAGAGUCCUCAAUUGAAUCCGUUCCUGGUAUAAAUCAUUCUUCUGGUGAAGAGAAAAAUUGGUUCCCAAUUCGGAAUCCAACAGUUCCUGUCACGAAGUAAAUAUUAUCCAGAGUUUGACCUCCAAAGUUUUCAUAAAAACAAAUUGGCUAAGUUGUUUUUUUUAUAAUUUAUUGUUUUGUUGAUUCAAACUUUAAAAAACUCUUCAUACCUUCAUACGAAAAGUUUUCUUGAUAAGUUCACUAUAAAAUUUUGAGGUUAGGAUUACAAUUUCCCUAAUUAAUUUAAUAUUUCACGAGUUUGAAACCAUAACAAUAUCCGAGUUGACAAAUAUUACUUCGUAUUAACUAACCUAGAAAUUUGUUCCUAAUAUUCAGUAAAUUCUGUUAAUUUUAUCGACAACAUUUCACCUUAAACUCUGCAAGUGUUUGUCUGGAUAAUGUUGCCAGAACCUGCUUUUGACCCUGAGAUAUAAUUCGACAAUUAUAUUUGAAUAUUUAAAUUUUUCAAUUUAAUAAAAAUCAAUUUAUUAUUAAAUUUAGUAAUGUCAUUUUAUUAAAAUAAUUGUUUUCGAAAGAGGGGCAAUUUUUCCGAUCAAACUUGAAAAAUCAUUAUACAUAAAAAAAAUCAAAUAUCCCAUGAG